Armigeres subalbatus is the source of this 3211-nucleotide messenger RNA. RefSeq names its product aminopeptidase N-like. The transcript has 4 exons. Gene Ontology annotation, molecular function: peptide binding; metalloaminopeptidase activity; zinc ion binding. Gene Ontology annotation, biological process: peptide catabolic process; proteolysis. Bases 316 to 3144 code for a protein of 942 amino acids. The record is from RefSeq and is a predicted model, not a curated record. Lineage: Eukaryota; Metazoa; Arthropoda; Insecta; Diptera; Culicidae. Gene Ontology annotation, cellular component: cytoplasm.
UUCAACCGAGCUGGGUCGUCGCCGCGUGAUCCCAUGCUCAGUACGUCUAACGACAUUUCGGCCAAAUUUUGCAUCACCCACCUUCUUAAUCGGAACCGUUUCGAAAACUUCACACAUUCGAGUUGCGUUUAAUUUUGUUUGUUUGCUGAGGACAUCGUUCGGAACGAGAAAGCUAUUAUCACUUCUACCUACUUUGUGCGAUGUCCAAAAAAUAAAUCACUAGUGCGUGAUUGUGAUUAAAUAAGCAAAGCUGGAAUCUAGAACUCGUGCGCCUUUAGCGAUUAGUGCUGCGCAGUGUGAUCGACUGUGCGGAAGAUGGGUUCCGGCGCUGUUCGGUUAGCGGUCGUAUUGAGUUUGGUUGGAGUAGUGUUGGAGACGGCCCAGGCACAAAGCGUCCAAGGCGGUGGGCGACCCAGCUAUCGACUUCCGCGGGAAGUUAUUCCGGAGCAUUACGAUCUGGAGGUGCAUACCCAUCUGGGCGACGAUGGCGAAGGGUUCCGCUUCUUCGGUGUUGUUAACAUUACGGUAACAUCGAUCUACGAUUCAUCCAAUAUCACACUACACUCAAAAGAUCUCAUCAUAGACGAAAACCGAACAUCAAUCAUCAACCUGAACGCUUCGCAACCAUUACCGAUCGCAACGCUCGAUUACGAUUUGCAAAACGAUUUCCUAAUCAUCCGUAUCGACGGAAGCGAUCAGAUCCAAGCUAACGAACAAUACCUGCUAAGCAUCCCCUUCGAGGGGGAGCUUAAAAACGAUGUAAUCGGUUACUACAGAAGCAGUUACGUCGCGUCAGAGAGCGGACAACGAUCAUGGCUUUCGAUAACUCAAUUUCAAGCGAUUCACGCCCGUCGGGCAUUCCCCUGCUUCGACGAACCGGAGCUGAAAGCGACCUUCAAUAUCUCCCUGGGACACCACCAGAAAUACAACGCCCUGUCCAAUAUGCGCCUACUUAGCUCGGAAGCCGCUCCAAACCAGCCGAAUUGGGUUGUGGAUCGUUUCGAGCAAAGCGUGCUCAUGUGUCCCUACCUGGUGUCGUACUCGAUCAACGAUUACGGCUUUGUGGAAGCUGUCGCCAAUAACGCCACCGAUGUUACCGUUCGGUCCUGGACCCGCAAGGACGCUCUUGACAAUCUACGGUACGCCAACGAAAUCGCCGUCAAGUUGAUCGAGCGGUACGAGCAAAACUUUCAGCUCAAGUUCCCGCUCCCGAAGCUGGACUUCAUCACCAUCCCGGAUAUGCUGUUCGCCGCAAUGGAGAAUUGGGGCCUCGUCACGUACACGGAAGCCGGCUUGGAAUUUUCGCCGGACAGUGGGACUUUGGACGAUCAGCACUUUGUGGCUUCGGUUGUGGCUCAUGAGGUCGCACACAUGUGGUUCGGAAACCUGGUGACCAUGCGUUGGUGGACGGAUCUGUGGCUCAACGAAGGCUUCGCAAGGUACACGGAAUUCCAAGCGGUGGAGUAUCUUCACCCGGAGAUGCGAUCGUUGCAGGAAAUCGUGAUCGAAGAUGUUUUGGAAAUUUUCGAAUUUGACGCGCUGAACAGCAGUCACCAGGUGUCGAUUGCGAUUGGUAACCCGGAAACGAUUCCGCAGCUGUUCGAUUCAAUUUCUUAUAAGAAAGGGGCCGCGCUGGUGAGGAUGAUGAACAUGUUUUUGGGCGAUGAAACGUAUCAUCGCGGUGUGGGUAGGUAUUUGGAGAAAUUCAAAUUCGGAAAUGCUGAACAAGACGACCUGUGGCAGGCUUUGACAGACGAGGCCGAAGAAAGUGGUGAUUUCGCGAAAGGUUUCGAUGUUAAGACAGUGAUGGAUACGUGGACUCUCCAGACAGGCUAUCCGGUGGUGUACGUUGAACGAGAUUACGAUCAGCGGACGUUAACUUUUCGACAGAUGAGAUUCGUGCAUGACGAAACAAUUGAUGACACGGCUUGUUGGUGGAUUCCGUUGACCAUUUCUUCCUCACAGUAUCCGUAUUUCAACCAAACACUACCUCAAUGCUGGCUGGGCUGUACCAAGGAUACAACCCCGUUCUUGACAAAUCUACCCUGUCGCACUGAGUGGGUCAUGGUCAACAAUCAACUCGCAGGUCUGUACAAGGUUCAGUACGAUCAUCACAACUAUCGAUUGCUGGCGAAUUAUUUGAACGGGCAGGACUUCGAGACGAUCAACCCGAUCAACCGGGCACAACUCGUAGAUGACGCCAUGGAUUUCGCAUGGGCAGGAAUUCAAGACUAUUCGAUCGCCUUCUCCCUGUUGAACUAUCUACAAAAAGAGGACGAAUACGUCCCAUGGAAGGCGACGCUGACUAAUUUGGAGAUUCUCGAUCGGGUCCUUCUGCACUCGGAUCAUUACGACAUGUUCAAAGCAUACACAAGCCAUUUACUGCUGCCGUUGUAUACCCGAUUGAAAAUUUUCGAGGCCAGCACUGCGAGGGAUCGUCUGGGCCAGGUAAGGCUUAAGCAAUUGGUAACGGAUUGGGCCUGCAACAUAGACAUGGGGGAUUGCGUGGUAAACUCGCUGAAGUUGUUCAACCUCUGGGUGACUAGUGGGAAAAACCCGAUGCCGUUGGAUCUACGAUCUUCGGUUUACUGCACCGCCGUACGGGAGGGUUCCCGAGCGGACUGGGAGUUUUUGUGGGAUCGCUACCGCGAUGUGAGUGUGGUCGGUGCAGACCGUGCGGCCAUCGCGGAGGGUUUGGCUUGUACCAGAGAUCGAGGGCUGAUCGGAAGGCUGUUGGUGUGGUCGGUAGAGGAAGACUCCGAGCUAAGACUGGAGGAUACGACGGUGGUGUUCAAUGGAAUAGCCGAUCAUAAAGAAGGCGUCGAGAUGGCCAGAAGUUUCCUAUUUGAGAACAUUGACAAGAUGGCGGAUUAUGUGAAUCCGGAAACGUUCGAGUCCCGACUAGCCAGCCACAUAAAAGUGUUGGCUAAUCAGAUUACUUCUGGCGAAGAGUUGGCAAAACUGGUUGAGUUUGUGAAUCAGAAGCAGUCGAUAUUGGCUGGUAAUUCGAUUGCCAUCGGGCAGGCUCUCGAGUUGGCGCGGAUAAACAUUCAAUGGAUGGAGAAUCGGUCGGAGGGAUUCGUAAUGUAUUUACAACAGCUGCAACAGAAAGAUUUCGAUGCAUCGCAAAUGGAGUGGUUCUGAUACAGAGUUUUAAAUAGCUGUAGAGUGUUAUACGAAAUAAAAAGUACAAUCAUUUAAUACUGUCACG